AUAUUCAAACCCCAACUAAAAAAAUUAAACCCCUCAAUUAGGGUUUCUCUCUGUACACAAGAAGAACAAUCAGCUGAACCUUAAUUUGAUAAUCUAAUCCUAUAUCACCAUGCCUCAAGGAGAUUACAUAGAGCUGCACAGGAAGAGACAUGGCUACCGUCUCGAUCAUUUUGAGCGUAAACGCAAGAAGGAGGCUCGUGAAGUUCAUAAGAAAUCUGAGCGUGCUCAAAAAACAUUGGGUAUCAAGGGUAAAAUGCUCGCCAAGAAAAAUUAUGCUGAGAAGGCUCUCAUGAAGAAAACCUUGGCCAUGCAUGAGGAAUCAGCAUCUAGGCGCAAGGUGGAUGAUGAUGUUCAGGAAGGAGCUGUUCCUGCAUAUCUGAUUGACCGUGAAAAUACAACACGAAUGAAGAUUCUUAGCAACACAGUGAAGCAAAAGAGAAAAGAAAAGGCUGGGAAAUGGGAGGUGCCUCUACCCAAGGUUAGACCUGUUGCAGAAGAUGAAAUGUUUAAAGUUAUUAGAUCCGGCAAGCGAAAAACCAAGCAGUGGAAGAGGAUGGUAACAAAGGUCACAUUUGUGGGACCGGGUUUUACAAGGAAACCUCCCAAGUAUGAGCGUUUUAUCCGUCCUUCAGGAUUGCGUUUUACAAAGGCCCAUGUGACGCACCCAGAACUCAAAUGCACAUUCAAUCUUGAGAUCAUCGGAGUGAAGAAAAACCCUAAUGGCCCAAUGUAUACAUCUCUUGGAGUUAUAACCAAAGGAAGUAUCAUCGAGGUGAAUGUCAGCGAAUUAGGUCUAGUUACACCGGCCGGCAAAGUUGUAUGGGGGAAAUACGCUCAAGUAACAAAUAAUCCCGAGAAUGAUGGCUGUAUAAAUGGAGUUCUUUUGGUGUAGGAGACGAAUAGCACUGAAGAUUUGAAUCAACGUGAAUGAGUGUUUAAUGUCACCAUCUGCUCCAUCUCAAUAGUGUAGUAGUUUCUACUUGCUUCUAACGUGAAAGAUAUAUCCUUGUACGAAUAUAUGCCAGUUUUGUCAACUAGUAUUUGUAGACAUCAGCCAGGCGGCUUUAACAAUGGCCACUUUUUAUUGCCUGGUUCAAUGGCAACUCUGAGAGUUCAUGUCAAUUGUUUUUUA
Molecule: messenger RNA, 1132 nt
Organism: Mercurialis annua (annual mercury)
Lineage: Eukaryota; Viridiplantae; Streptophyta; Magnoliopsida; Malpighiales; Euphorbiaceae
Exons: 9
Coding region: 110-892 (260 amino acids)
Biological process (GO): maturation of 5.8S rRNA; maturation of LSU-rRNA
Cellular component (GO): preribosome, large subunit precursor; nucleolus
Source: RefSeq, a predicted model, not a curated record